AUGAAAAAAGGGGGGAAACAAAACAAAUCGCGAAAAUUAGCUUCUAAUCUUCUCCAUGCGCAGCAAUAUGCUCCCCUCCCCCCAGAGGAGAUGCAAAAUGUGAAUGUCUGUCUAAAGGUGCCACUUGAGUUGUCUUCCCCUUCCACACGAAUAAUAAAAAAGGGGAGAAAAGAUGGAAGAGGAAGAAGGCAUGUGAACUACUACAACUACUACCCCCAUUUUAUAAGCAGUACAAAUAUAGGCCGGAGAAAAAAAGGAAAAUCUAUUUCAAUAUAUAGCAGAAAAUGUAGUGGAUAUAGAAACACGAGAGAAGGGAAAAAUGAAAUGAUAAGAAAAAUAAAAAGGAUUUUAAAAGUAACAAAACUUUUAAUACAAUUAAACAGUUUCAAAUUAACUCCAAAUAUGAGAAUGGAUUUGUUAAUAAAUCUCCCCAGACCACAUGUACGUGUUCAUAUGGUUAAGAAUACCUUAAUGAAGCUAGCUGUGGAAAACACGCCAUUUGAAGCCAUCGUACCCUACCUAAAAGAAAGCAACACCUAUAUGUUUAUUAUGGAUGAAAAAUACAUAGCCUUUACUCUGUAUGGUAAUAAAGCAUUCAGUUCCAUGUACAAAGAAUACAAAAUGAACAACUCUAUAAAAUUAUCCAUAUAUGAGAAUACAAUUUUGAACAAAGCUGAAACGGAGAAUUUAAUAAAUUUAAGAACACACAGUUUUUAUUUUGGGCAAGUGGUGAACAAGCUGGUCCGCUUGAUUGGGGACAUCCCUCGCUCCAUCAUGCAGGUCCCCGCCUCCAUAGCGCGCGGUAUUUACUUGCACACGCAGAAGGGUGCGCAGGAGGGGCAGUGA
This is a messenger RNA of Plasmodium fragile, 846 nucleotides long. RefSeq lists its product as uncharacterized. Gene Ontology annotation, cellular component: large ribosomal subunit. Gene Ontology annotation, biological process: translation. Gene Ontology annotation, molecular function: structural constituent of ribosome. The record is from RefSeq and is a predicted model, not a curated record. Bases 1 to 846 code for a protein of 281 amino acids. The transcript is spliced from 2 exons. NCBI's taxonomy places the organism in Eukaryota, Apicomplexa, Aconoidasida, Haemosporida, Plasmodiidae.